Closterium sp. Naga37s-1 is the source of this 3258-nucleotide messenger RNA. Lineage: Eukaryota; Viridiplantae; Streptophyta; Zygnematophyceae; Desmidiales; Closteriaceae. The record is from the annotation of a GenBank genome assembly.
AUGCUUUCCGCGCUCGGCGCAAGCUCCAAAGCCGUGCUGCGCGCGGACCUGCAGCCAUGCGCGUCAUGCCACGCUCACCGCCUCGACACCGCUCACCACCUCCCGGCAACCGCGCUGCUCUUGCAUUCCGCUGCCCCGCAAGCGCACCAGCUGCGCGCGCUCAGGUCCUCCUCCGCCGCGCUCUUCCCUUCAGCCGGGGGCCGCGCGGACAGUGGGCGCAAGUCCGCGGUUGUUCGCGUGAGCGCCGAAGCGGAGACUCCGCAGAGCGAGCGGCUCCAGUUGAACGGCUCGGGUAGGUGGAUGGGGAUGGACGCGCGCCUGCCCUGCCCUUCGGGCAGAAUUUCUGCACUUCCAGAACCGUCGUCCCUCCUCUGCUUAAUUCCUGCCCCCGUGCCGCGCAAAUGUCUUGACCCCGCCAGUACUAGUCAUCCCCAUUUCCUUACGACCUCCUCUGCCCUCUGCCUCCCUUCCCCCCUUUCCUCGUGCCAUCCGCCGCGGUGGUGUCCCCCCGCGCGCGUGGGGUGCGCAGUGCUGCGCGCGGACCCGCUGUGGUCGGCGGUGACGGAGCAGGUGGCCAUCGGCGGGAGCGUCACGACGGCGGGCGCGGAGGACGUGCGCGCGCUGCAGACACAGUUCGGCAUGACGGCCGUCGUUAACGUCGAGGAGGAGAGCGCGAUGAAGGCGCGCGGGAGCAGCUGGGACGAGGAGCGGCGGCGGCUGGAGGAGCAAGGCGUGGUGGCCGUGUGGGUGCCCGUCAAGGAGCACGACGCCACGGAGCAGGCGCUGAUGCUGCCGCAGGUGGUGCGGGUGGUGUCGGCGCUGGUGGCGGCGGGGCACACGGUGGUGCUGCAGUGCUCGUCGGGCGACCGCAUCUCGCCGCUCAUCGCCAUCGGGUACCUCAUGUUCGUGCGCGGCAUGCCCGCGGAUGCCGCGUCCGCGCUCGUGGCGGAGAGGCGCGCCGGCAUCAGCCCGCCCAUGGGCGUGCUCACGGAGGCGAUGGAGAAGGUGUUGGCGGGGGCGACGGCGCGCGUGAUAGAGAUAGCGGAGAGCAUCUACCGCCAGCGCGAGCGCACGGGGCAGCCCGGCGACUCCAACUCCGACUGGGUGCAAGCCCAGCGGGCGUACAUCAACGAAGCCUUUGCCAAAUGGCUCGCUGCUGACGUCAGCUUCGCAGAGUCUAUCGCCCAGGCAGCGGAGCGCAAGGCGAGGGAGCAGCAGGUAGCGGAGGAGGCGGAGCGGAGGGCUGCUGGACCCGCCAAGCGCCUGCUGACGCCCAUCCGCUGGAGCGACUCCGCCAAGGCCCCCGCGCCGCCGCAGUCCGCCCCCCCCGCGGCGGGCGCGGGCAGCAGCGAGGCGUUGGCGGCGGCGAACCGGCGCGUGGCGGCGCUGAGCAAGGAGCUGGAGGGGGUGACGCGCGUGGCGGGCGAGCAGGCGGCGACGCUGCAGCGCGCGGGGCAGCAGGUGGCGGAGCUGACGGGGCAGGUGGAGGCGCUUCAGCGCAAGGAGCGGCUGUACACGGAGGCGCUGGCGCAGGCGAACGAGCGCAUGGAGCUGCUGGGGGAGCGCAUGCGCGCCGUGGAGCAGCAGGGGCGCGAGGAGAAGGAGCGCCUGGAGGGGGAAGUGCGCUCGCUGCGCGCGCGCGUGGAGGCGGACGAGCAGCGCGGCGGGCGCGCGUCGACGGUGAUUCAGGGGCUGCGCAUGGAGCUGCAGGCCGCCAAGGAUGAGGUUAAGGAGCAGUGGGCGGCCGUCGCGCGCGCGGAGAAGAGCAUCGGCGCGCUCAGCGCGCGCGUGAAGGAGGAGGAGCAGCGCGCGCAGCGCGCGGAGGCGGCGGCGCUGGCCGCGGAGGAGGACAAGCGGCGCGCGCUGCGGGAGCUGGAGGGGGAGAAGGGCGAGAGCGUGAGCGAGUCGCAAGACGCGCGCGAGCGCAUGUCGGCGCUGGGCGCGCAGGUGCAACAGCUGAGCGAGCGGCUGAAGGCGGCGACGAGCGUGGCGGAGAAGGCGACGGGGCGCGCGGACGUGCUGGAGAAGCAAGUGGCGCAGCUGGAGGCGCGCGCGCGCAAGGCGGAGGAGCAGGAGGCGGUAUCCGCGCGCGCAGCGGGGCUGCUGACAGAACAGGUGAAGGCGCUGGAGGGCAGCGCGGCGGAGGCGGGCGCGCGCGUGGGGCAGCUGAGCGGGGAGCUGGAGCGGCUGCGCAUGCGCGAGGCGGAGCGCGCGGCGGAGGGCGUGGCGAGCGGGGAGCGCGCGAAGCAGCUGAUGGCGCUGGUGAAGGAGCUAUCGGAGAAGGAGGCGCGGCAGCGCGCGCGCACGGAGCAGGUGGAGGCGAAACUGGCCGCGCUGCGCAACCAGGACUCGGAUCUGGCCUCGCGCGCUGCUGUGUUCUCCGCCCAAAUGGAGGAGAUGGCCCGCCAGCUGGCACGGCUGAACGCGGAGCUGGCGUUCGCGGAGGGGCGGGAGGGCGAGGUGCAGGAGGCGUGGCGCACGCAGCUGGGGGCUGCGAGCGACGUGAUGGGCGCCAUGGGACCCGAGGCAGCAGCACUGGCAGCGGAGAGGGGCGUGGAGAUGGAGAUGGAGCAGGCUGAGGGGCAGCCGGGCGAGCUGCUCAGGGUGUUGAUGCAGCGGGUGAGCUGUGAGGCGGCGGUGGUGAGGGAGCGCAGUGCACGCCUCAUAGAGGAGACACACCACAUGCGCCAGCAGCUCGACGAAGCGCGCAACCAGGUGCAGGAGCGGCCGGCAGAGGGAGAGGAGGGAGCAGCAGCGCGGCUGAAGGAGUACGUGGAGGCAGCGGAGGCGAUGGCGGUGGAGCAGAAGCAGAAGCUGGUGGACCGCGUGCACUCGCUGCAGUGGCUGCUGGGGACGACCAUCGCACUGGCUGUCAUCAUCCCCGCCACCGCCUUCUAUUCUUUCUUCGCUGACGACUCCCAUGCCACCCAGGUGGAGAUGCUACGGUCGCGCCUGGCAGCAGCAACGAGCGGGCGGCAGGAGCUGGAGAGUGCAGCAGUCAAGGCGGAGGCGAGCAAGCGGGCAGCAAUGAGUGCAGUGCAGACCCUAGAGGAGGUGGUGGAGGCACAGCGCGGGUCAGUGGAGCGGCUGCAGGCACUCAUUCCCCUGGUCGCGCCGUCCAUCCAGUCAGAGCAGGCGGCACGUUUCUGUGAAAACGUGCCUGUGGAGUACCAGUCUGCCGUCACCCAGCGCUUCUGCUCCGAUAUCGUGCCCCCCUCCGACUCUGCAGCGCCUGCUACCACCUCACAGGACACCUGA